Colias croceus (clouded yellow) is the source of this 4638-nucleotide messenger RNA. It is a transcript of the gene EMC1, whose product is annotated as ER membrane protein complex subunit 1. The record is from RefSeq and is a predicted model, not a curated record. Gene Ontology annotation, cellular component: EMC complex. Bases 7 to 2760 code for a protein of 917 amino acids. Gene Ontology annotation, molecular function: protein binding. Gene Ontology annotation, biological process: protein folding in endoplasmic reticulum. The transcript is spliced from 17 exons. Lineage: Eukaryota; Metazoa; Arthropoda; Insecta; Lepidoptera; Pieridae.
UUAGAAAUGGGGAUGCUGUCAAUUCGAUUAAAGCCCAAUUUUUUGGGUUUAUUAAAGUUUUUAAACAGUAUGAACUGGUUUAUAGUGUUUUUUAGUUUAAUAAACUUAUCAAUGUGUAUCUAUGAAGAUCAAAUUGGCAAAUUUGAUUGGCGUCAAACAUACGUGGGACGAAUUAAGUUUGCACAUUUCGAUACAGUGACUACAGCUAAAAAAAUAAUAGUAGCCACAGAGGAGAAUGUUUUAGCUGCCCUAAAUUUGAAGACUGGUCAGGUAAUGUGGCGUCAUGUAUUUGAAAGUGCAGGCUCAGGGAAUAUUAAGUUAUUGCAUGUAAGUGAAGGUGAUAAAGUGACUACAGUCACAGGUAACAAUCCAUAUUUAGUUAGAGGAUGGGACCCAGCUACAGGUGUAUUACAAUGGGAAUGGCCAAUAUCGUUACUAGACACAGAAAGGGCGCACCUGUCUGAGUGGUGGGUGCAGAAUGGCAUGCUGGUGCACUUGUUGCCAGCGUUCGGAUCUCAUUUGGAAGUUACCAUGUAUAAUCUUAUGACGGGAGCUAAUAGAGGUGCUACGUCCAAGUUACCUGCUGGCUGGACCAAUGAUGGAUGUAUUCUAACUCCACCAUACUACACAUGUAUAUCAGGAAACAUGGGCGAGUACAUGCUCCUGUCCCUCGACGUUACCUCAAAUGCCGUCCAGAUAAUAAGCAAGCCGUUAUCAAGUUAUUUCCAAGCAAAUGAAGUUAUAGCGGGUAACUUGAGGCCGCUUGAUGGUAAUAGUGCAGUGCCAGGCUUCAUUAUCGAUGAUAAGAGUGUGGUGGUGAUAAAGAAUAAUGAUCUGCAAUCUUUGGGUGUGAGGUUGGCGGACCAGAUGGCGACGGCUACGGUAACUGAUGGAGCGUAUGGACAGACGUUGAUGCAGUCUUGGAGCGAUGAGAAUAAGGGUUUCUCGCUGAAAGCACACAAUGUAGCAACAGGCAAAGAAAUACCAGAGAUAAGUAGAACGAACCCCAAACUACACAUUCCGGACCCAGAAAUAUUGGACGUAGUUUGUAUGAACACUGCGCGGGAGAUGCCCGCGUGUAGGAUAUUGAUCAAUGCCGGUGAUGACGCCGUACAUCUGGUGCAGCAAGAAGGUCGCGUGUUAUGGACGCGAGAAGAAGCUUUAGCAAAUAUAGUAGCUGCCGAGUUUGUAGAUUUGCCCGUGUCUGACACUGAUGCAGCCCUAGAGUCUGAAUUUGACCAGAAAGAAGCUGCCAAGGUGUACAGUUCAGUAUGGGCGGCGUUCGUGCGUCGUCUCCACACACAGUACCAGCAGUUGCAAAAUUUGAUGCAGAACUUGCAAAGCGAAGGCGUGGUGCAGGAGACACCUACGUCUUUGGUCAGGGACUACUUUAACCUGCACAAGAUUAUUGUGCUGCUAACUGAUGUGGGAAAGAUAUACGGUAUGGACAAUUUAUCUGGUGAGAUCCUCUGGCAACGCUACGAGCCCAGUCUCAACACGCAGUCAGCUGUCAUGUUCACACGUCGCAGCGCCAGGCAUCCGCCGUAUGAUGCUUACCUCACUAUUCUGGGAAAACACGAGGAGACUGGAAACGGCUACAUAAUCAGCUUGAACCCGAUCCGCGGUACCCUAGUGGGGGAGGGGCGGUUGAAACUUGAUGUACGCCUGCUGCAGUGCGCCCUGCUGCACUCGGCCGAUGUGGAGCGGCUGCACGCGCUGGUGCUGCUGGACGAGGACGAGGCUGUGCAGGUGCUGCCAGUGUCCGCGACGCCGCUAGUACGAGACUUGUACAUGUAUGUUGCUGAAAAAGAAACUGGCCAUUUAAGAGGAUACGCGCUCAAGUAUGAUGGACGGCAAGUGGUAGCGCAACGCACGUGGUCCCUGUCGCCGGGCGGGCCGGGCUCGCAGAUAGUGGCGCUGGCGGGCAAGAGCCGCAGCGGGCGCGUGCACUCCGCCGGGCGGCCGCUCGCCGACCGCAGCGUGCUCUACAAGUACUCCAACCCCAACCUGCUGCUCGUGCUGCUGGAGCGGCCCCAGGACAUGUCAGUAACAGCAGUAGCACUGGACGCGGCUAGCGGUACAGUUGUAGCGGCGGCUGCACAUCGCCGUGCGCGAGCCCUACCGCUCGCCGUACACGCGGACAAUGCGCUAGCGUACAUGUACCGGAGCGAUAAGCAUCGGCGCGUGGAGAUCGCAACAAUGGAGUUCUACGAGGGCAAAGAGCGCUGGCUAUCAGCUGGCGCUCAGUUCAGUUCGUUUGAGUCGGCCCGAGCCCCCAGUGUGGACAGACAGGCCUACAUCCUGCCCGCCACACCCACUGCGCUUGCCUUCACACAAACUGAACGGGCGCUGACUGACACGCAUAUAUUAAUGGCAUUAACAUCAGGCGCUAUAAUGGAGCUCCCCUGGGCAUAUGUCGAACCUCGCCGGCCUCUAGCGGGCGAGCCCCGGGAAGAAGGCCUCAUUCCCUAUGCACCUGAACUGCCCUUACCUGCAGAAGCGGUCGUGAACUAUAAUAGAUCGCUACCUAGGGUCCAGAAUAUAUAUACAGCACCUUCGGGAUUAGAGUCUACGAGUUUGGUGUUGGUUACUGGACUUGAUCUCUUCUACACACGAGUAGCGCCGUCAAAAACGUUCGAUUUACUGAAGGACGACUUCGACUACCACCUCAUUACGAUAGUACUAGCCGCUCUAAUUGUAGCCACGUACAGCACUAAGUUCUUUGCGUCCAGGAAAAUGCUGAAAAACGCCUGGAAGUGAUGCGGUGUGUGCGGGGGAAUUUGAACUGUAUCGCUUUAUAUAUAGAGGUCAUAUUUGUAUUGGUUAUUUUUACUACUUUUGUCCUUUUUCGUUGUUUCGUUCUGACUUCUCUCUUCUGACGCCUAAUGUUUUUUGACGGUGACGUCACACUUCUCUACAAUCUUGAAACGGUGUACCUGCGAUGUAUGGAAGAUAUCAAAUCGUUUAUGAUAUAGUGCUUAGUCGUAGAGAGAUUAUAGUAAUAUUUAUAUAUUAUUGCCAGUUUUAAAUAUUUAACGGCAACGUCUACGUAAUAUGUCGAUUGUUUGCAUAUGGGCAAACGGAUUUUAUAAAAAUAAUAGUAUUUUAUCUAUAUAUUAAAUAAAUUAUAUCAUAAGUAAUCAACAAUAAUUGAAGCAAUAAUUUCCAAUAAUAAACGUAUACGCCUUAAGUAGGCGGUAAAGACGCGUUCUGCUUGACGAUCACAAACAAAAAACUUAACCUGUUAUUUUUGAGUAUUUUGUACUAAACAAAAUACAUUGUGAUUAUCAAGUGGAACACAUAAAAUCCACUGCCAUUUUCUAUACAGUUCAAAUUCCUCUCUAGAUAAUUUAUAGAUUUGUGAAAUGUGAAUGUGUGCGUGUUUAUAUUACGUAAGUUAUGUUUAAUUGUGAGCGAAAUGUGUCAAAGUGAGAGUUUUAGUGUUAAAGUGGAAUGUUAUUUUUUUCACAUAUUAAUAUUUUCUUGUGUUUAAUUUUAUGGAGACUGUCUCUCCGUAACUAUGCUCGCUAUAAAGUGUGCGAAUCGUCGGGUUAAUAAUAAAAUGAAUAAAUCGCGUUUAAAAUACAAUAAAGUUUUGAAGUUCUCUUAGUUAUUGAAUUGGUCUGAUGUGUAUAUCUGUUAGUUAUUAUAUUUGAUUAGAAUAGGAUAUCUUUAGUUGUCACAAUAUCAUAACGAUAAUUUCUCAAGUUUUUGGGGAAAUAACACAUAAAAAUAUAAGUUUUUUGACUGGUGUGAUCGGAGUGUUUUAACUUGUGUUUAGAAGUGGUCUCAAAUUGUACCAAAUAUAGCGUCUCAUUUUGGCACAUUUCGCUACGAGGCGUCCACAUUUUUUACGGUUUCUUAUCUCUUGUUGAUGCGUAAGAAAAAUUAAUACAAUACAAUAAUGGCCAUGUGGUGAAAAUCGUAUAUUUAUGAGUAUUUCAGCCAUGAUUUACGAUAAAUAUGUAAUUUUACUGCAAAUCAACAUAUUGAUUUUUAUACAUGCAUUAAAAUUAAGACUUAGCAGUGGCUUUUAGAUUUUUCUAAAACACACUAGAGAUAAGAUCGAAAUGUGGACGUAAUCAAAGUUCGUGAUGAACAUGUAAUAAUUACUGUAUAUGGCAGUAUAUUAAGUUCCAAUAGACAAAUAUAUGAAAUGAAUUUUAAAAACGUAAGGUCAAAUAUACGCAGAUAGAAUUUCAAACUUGCACCCAUCAAUAUCAGAAUAGUUAUGUGAUAGAUGCUAUAAUAUAAAGAUUUUAAUAUACCUUUAUAACUAUUAUAGUUAGUGCAAUUUAUGCUGCGUCUACACGGAUCUAAAUAAUGUUUUCUAACUUACUAAUAUUAAUAAUGUUUUCACAAAAUACCGAUUCGUUUGAACAAGAAACCUGUGUGGACGUGGCAUUAGAAAUAAUUAUAUUUAAAGUUGGUUAUAAUUUUAUUUUGUAUUUAUUGAUGAGACCAUUCCAAAAACAGUUUAUUUAUUUUUUAAAUUGAUUAACAUGCAUUUUUUUUAAAACGGAACAUUUUUUGUUGUGAAUAGGUAGUUAGAAUUUAUUCCUAAGGAGUACUGAUUCCUAUCGAUUAUGCUUUAAGACCUUACAUCGAAUACAAAAUAAUGUAAAUUUGCGUUGAUUA